Molecule: messenger RNA, 693 nt
Organism: Orbicella faveolata
Lineage: Eukaryota; Metazoa; Cnidaria; Anthozoa; Scleractinia; Merulinidae
Product: polyglutamylase complex subunit TTLL1-like
Biological process (GO): microtubule cytoskeleton organization; protein polyglutamylation
Cellular component (GO): ciliary basal body
Molecular function (GO): ATP binding; tubulin-glutamic acid ligase activity; tubulin binding
Source: RefSeq, a predicted model, not a curated record
AGUUCUGAUCUAGUGUGAAUCGGCAUGACGGAAGCGGAAUCGUAAGCCUUGCUUUCAGCGUAAGCCUCCCUUUCAUUUGUAAACAUUCACGAUGGCGGACCCGGGAGAUGACGAGAGAUUGCUGCUUUUGCUAUUGCUUUUUAUUCUCAUACAACGAAGAAGACGUCUGCAACGGAACCAAGGAAGGAGAAGGUUGUGGGUACGUGGAGUAUUUUUAAAAAGGAAAAGUGAAGGCGAAUUUGGAAACCUUGUGAGAGAACUUCGUGCGUCAGACAGAGAGCCCUACUUUCGGUACAAACUAGGAUUCUGCAGAUUUUGUACAGUCCAAUACAAUGCAAGUCUUAAUGAACUAGACAACAUGUUUGUCCAUCUCACAAAUGUGGCUAUCCAAAAGUAUGGGGAGGAGUAUAAUCCAAUUCAUGGAGGCAAAUGGACUGUUAAAAAUUUACAAUUUUAUCUUGAAGGAACCAGAGGCAAAGAGGUACUAAGUAAUGCAGUCUGCUUCACAUUGUUGUAUACUGUUUACUGUGUAAAAUGCUUCAGAAAGUUUUCCAAUACCUGUUGUUUGAAUUAUCUAUUCAAAUUCUAGGAAGUGUGAAGGGCAGAGUAGGCAGCAUUAUAUAUAUAUGCUACAUGUACACUUGUGUUGUGUUAAUAUUUGGUAAAGGAAAUGGAACUCAGGAGCAAGUUGUC